UAGUAGUGUGCCUUGACUCCCGAAGCGUUCAUGGGCGAGACUGAUAAAAGAAAAAGUCAACGACGUGUAAAUUUUUUGUCAGAUAUUGAUUAAGCAAUUUCCCCAAUUCUUGUUCGCAAACCAAUAGUUUUCUCUACUCCGUAUCCGACCCAGGGGAAUAUUGUGAACUGCAGAGCAGAAUUUGAUGUGGGCUUUUGAUGAACCCUGUCUUUUUUCACUCGUAAUUUCCUCCUAUUUGAGUUUUAUCCAGUAACGUUGGGUUCUGAUCCUCUCCAGUCUUCCAACAGAGAAGUGAACUUAUAUGCUUGUUUUAGUUUGAAGUAUUUAUCUAGGAUAUUGUGGAGUGCCCAGUAUGGCUGAUGUCAGUCCUAUGACUGAUACUUCAACUGAUGCUGACACUGAAGAUAAGAAUUUGAGGAACGCUCUCUCACAGGGUCUGGUAGCUUCUGAUGGCAGCGAUAAGUCCAGGGAUCAAAAAAUGCUCCGCAGGCUCGCUCAAAACCGUGAAGCUGCGAGAAAAAGCCGUUUGAAAAAAAAAGCUUAUGUUCAACAGUUAGAAAGCAGCAGAAUGAAGUUGACACAACUUGAACAGGAACUCCAACGAGCUAGACAACAGGGCAUAUUUAUUUCAAACUCAGGAGAGCAAGCUCAGUCGAUGGGAGGAAAUGGUGCUUUGGCCUUUGAUGUUGAAUAUGCACGCUGGCUGGAGGAACAUAACCGCCGGGUGAAUGAGCUAAGAGGUGCAGUCAAUCAACAUGCAGGUGAUGGUGAACUUCGCAUAAUUGUGGACGGCAUCUUGGCACACUAUGAUGACAUUUUCAGGAUAAAAGGGGACGCUGCAAAGGCUGAUGUCUUCCAUAUUUUAUCAGGCAUGUGGAAAACACCUGCAGAAAGGUGCUUCCUCUGGCUUGGUGGUUUUCGUUCAUCUGAACUUCUUAAGCUUCUUCUAAAUCAGUUAGAGCCCUUGACCGAGCAACAGUUAAUGUCAAUAAACAACUUACAACAGUCAUCUCAACAGGCUGAAGACGCCUUGUCACAGGGAAUGGAAGCAUUGCAGCAGUCUUUGGCCGAAACAUUGGCCGCCUCACUCGGCCCAUCAACAGGAAAUGUUGCCAACUACAUGGGUCAAAUGGCAAUGGCUAUGGGAAAGUUGGGAACUCUGGAAGGCUUCAUUCGUCAGGCUGACAAUUUGCGGCAACAGACUUUGCAACGAAUGCAUAGUAUAUUGACAACUCGGCAAUCAGCUCGUGCUCUACUUGCCAUCAACGAUUACUUCUCUCGGCUUCGAGCACUUAGCUCUCUUUGGCUUGCUCGUCCCCGUGAGUAACAUCUCCCCGUUAAUGCAACUUGGUUUGUAUGUUUGUUGACAAUGUAAAAUUCGGAGGCAGCCAGGGGUCAGCAGACGGUUUCUGUGAAUUCUUCCCAUCAUCGUCAUCAUUCCUGCAGCUUCAUCUCAUGUUGUAUAAUUUUUCAUUUUCAGUUACUUGAAGUAAUUGAUUUACAACCAAUGUUAAUAUAUUUAGAAAAGGAAAAAAAGGGUCAGAUCGAUAAAUAUAGUUAGCUUAGAACAUUGUGUUUAAGCGCCACAUUUUCUGAAGUAGCAAGAAAGACUUCACAAAAUAUGAACGACGAUUGAUUACAAUUGAUUUGGAUGAUGUAGCGUCUUUUCACAAAUUUUAGUGAGAUUCGGAUGGUGAAUCAUGGAAA
Molecule: messenger RNA, 1707 nt
Organism: Olea europaea var. sylvestris
Lineage: Eukaryota; Viridiplantae; Streptophyta; Magnoliopsida; Lamiales; Oleaceae
Product: transcription factor TGA2.2-like
Exons: 10
Coding region: 353-1327 (324 amino acids)
Biological process (GO): regulation of DNA-templated transcription; DNA-templated transcription
Molecular function (GO): DNA-binding transcription factor activity; sequence-specific DNA binding
Source: RefSeq, a predicted model, not a curated record